Messenger RNA from Dujonia railenensis, 606 nucleotides. Lineage: Eukaryota; Fungi; Ascomycota; Pichiomycetes; Serinales; Debaryomycetaceae. The record is from the annotation of a GenBank genome assembly.
AUGAAUGUCAGUACUAGUGCCUUAGGAGUUAGAAGAAGAAAACCUGCUACGCAGAAUAUUGAUGACGAAGAAAAUGCGUCGAUAUUGAAGUUAGGACCUGAGUUCCAGUUGAACCAAAUUACGAACUCAGGUGACAGUGAGCAAUUAAUUGCAUUAAAUUUAUCGGAAGCAAGACUAUUGAUCAGAGCAGCAUUGAAAGAACGUAAUAAUAAGAACGGUGGACAACCUGGAGACUCAGAUGUAGAUGGUGCGAACGGAAAGUCCAACGGAGAAGGAGAUGGAGAAGAAAAGGAAGAUGAAAUUUCCAAUAUGACAUUAGCAGGACCUAAUUCUAAUGAAAUUAUGCACAAAACUUUAAACUAUUUAUCUAAUUUUGCAAGAUUUAAGAAUCCGUCAUCAACUGAAACUGUAGAGAAAUUGUUAAAUGACUUUAGUGCACUGGCUUCUGAACCCUUACAUCCAUUCGAGUUGGCCCAGUUGGGGACCUUGGAAUGCGAAGAUGCUGAAGAAGCGAAGUCUUUAAUUCCAAGUUUAACAAACAAAGUGAGCGAUGUCCUGUUGCAAACUUUGUUAACAGAAUUGAGAAAAUAUCAAACAUUAUCAUAG